Messenger RNA from Manis pentadactyla (Chinese pangolin), 1649 nucleotides. It is a transcript of the gene TUBB4B, whose product is annotated as tubulin beta 4B class IVb. Gene Ontology annotation, biological process: mitotic cell cycle; microtubule cytoskeleton organization. The transcript is spliced from 4 exons. Bases 169 to 1506 code for a protein of 445 amino acids. Gene Ontology annotation, molecular function: structural constituent of cytoskeleton; GTPase activity; GTP binding. Gene Ontology annotation, cellular component: cytoplasm; microtubule. NCBI's taxonomy places the organism in Eukaryota, Metazoa, Chordata, Mammalia, Pholidota, Manidae. The record is from RefSeq and is a predicted model, not a curated record.
CCAAUUAAACGAGGUUGCUUGCCAGCCUCGUUCCGGAGGCCCAAUAGGAGGCUGCAGGAGGCGGGCGCCGCGGCUAUAUAAGUGCGAGAAGAGCGUCAGUUGUAGCACACUGCGCAUCCGCGUAUAAGCUGUUGUACCCGUCCAUCAGAAACCGCCGCUGCCGCCGCCAUGAGGGAGAUCGUGCACCUGCAGGCUGGCCAGUGCGGCAACCAGAUCGGCGCCAAGUUCUGGGAGGUGAUCAGCGACGAGCAUGGCAUCGACCCUACUGGGACUUACCACGGCGACAGCGACCUGCAGCUGGAGCGGAUCAAUGUGUACUACAACGAGGCCACCGGUGGCAAGUACGUGCCCCGCGCCGUGCUCGUGGACCUGGAGCCGGGCACCAUGGACUCCGUGCGCUCGGGACCCUUCGGGCAGAUCUUUAGGCCGGACAACUUCGUCUUCGGUCAGAGUGGUGCUGGGAACAACUGGGCCAAGGGGCACUACACGGAAGGUGCGGAGCUGGUUGACUCAGUGCUGGAUGUAGUGCGGAAGGAGGCAGAGAGCUGUGACUGCCUGCAGGGCUUCCAGCUGACCCACUCCCUUGGGGGAGGGACCGGGUCCGGGAUGGGCACCCUCCUCAUCAGCAAGAUCCGGGAGGAGUACCCUGACAGGAUCAUGAAUACGUUCAGCGUGGUGCCCUCGCCCAAGGUGUCGGACACGGUGGUGGAGCCCUAUAAUGCCACCCUCUCGGUCCACCAGCUGGUGGAAAACACAGACGAGACCUACUGCAUUGAUAACGAGGCGCUCUACGACAUCUGCUUCCGCACCCUCAAGCUGACCACACCCACCUACGGCGACCUGAACCACCUGGUGUCUGCCACCAUGAGUGGGGUCACUACCUGCCUGCGCUUCCCCGGCCAGCUCAAUGCCGACCUGCGCAAACUGGCUGUCAACAUGGUCCCCUUCCCCCGCCUGCACUUCUUCAUGCCAGGCUUCGCCCCACUGACCAGCCGGGGCAGCCAGCAGUAUCGCGCCCUGACAGUGCCCGAGCUCACCCAGCAGAUGUUUGAUGCCAAGAACAUGAUGGCUGCCUGUGACCCCCGCCAUGGCCGCUACCUGACCGUAGCUGCUGUGUUCAGGGGCCGCAUGUCCAUGAAGGAGGUGGAUGAGCAGAUGCUUAACGUCCAAAACAAGAACAGCAGCUAUUUUGUUGAGUGGAUCCCCAACAACGUGAAGACAGCUGUCUGCGACAUCCCACCCCGGGGGCUGAAAAUGUCUGCCACCUUCAUCGGCAACAGCACGGCCAUCCAGGAGCUGUUCAAGCGCAUCUCAGAGCAGUUCACGGCCAUGUUCCGGCGCAAGGCCUUCCUGCACUGGUACACGGGCGAGGGCAUGGACGAGAUGGAGUUCACCGAGGCCGAGAGCAACAUGAACGACCUGGUGUCCGAGUACCAGCAGUACCAGGACGCCACGGCCGAGGAGGAGGGCGAGUUUGAGGAGGAGGCUGAGGAGGAGGUGGCCUAGGCUGUCUUGUACCCGGUAAAGUGUGGAAGCCAUGUGAACUCUUUAUUCACUCACACCCUGUUUUCAUGUCUGUGCACUUGCCCUUCUUCCUGUCUUGGCAUCACAUGCUGUACAGACAACAUCAUUAAAGCAUUUUCAUAGUG